Molecule: messenger RNA, 438 nt
Organism: Schistosoma mattheei
Lineage: Eukaryota; Metazoa; Platyhelminthes; Trematoda; Strigeidida; Schistosomatidae
Source: the annotation of a GenBank genome assembly
AUGAGAAUAUACAGGUGUUGGUUUUGUUCGAGUCCAAUAUACCCUGGUCACGGGAUUCUAUUUGUAAGAAAUGACUGUAAAGAAUUCCGUUUCUGUAGAGGAAAGUGUCAUAAAGCGUUUAAAAAGCAUAAAAAUCCUCGCAAAGUAAGAUGGACUAAAGUUUCCAGAAGAGUUCGCGGGAAAGAACUAACUGAUGACCUUUCCCAAACAUUUGAGAGGAAGCGAAAUUCAUUACUGAAGUAUGAACGAGCAGCAGUUCAAAAAAUCGCCAAAAGAAAACGUGAACUAAUGGAUAUUGAUUCUGAAACAGAUUUGUCAGAAGAGGAAACAAUGGACCUUUCAUUUACUGAACUCGAGAAGGAGACAAGUAAAAGAAAAGCAGUUGAUAAGUCAAAAACUCGUGUCAAGAAACAAAAAAUCGCUUUGGAAGCUAGCUGA